This is a messenger RNA of Asterias rubens (European starfish), 826 nucleotides long. RefSeq lists its product as uncharacterized. Lineage: Eukaryota; Metazoa; Echinodermata; Asteroidea; Forcipulatida; Asteriidae. Bases 216 to 623 code for a protein of 135 amino acids. The record is from RefSeq and is a predicted model, not a curated record. The transcript is spliced from 3 exons.
GUCACUAGUUUGUUUACGGAAACCAUGGCAUACCCCACUCUCAAUGCAAAUAAUGGUGCCCACCGGAGACAGAAUCAGACGUGAGUCCUCUAUGGUGUAAUCUCCAUCUCUUUAAACCAAAUAAAGUGACCGUUCACAGUCACUUCAGACCCAAGCAAGUUAAGUGAUAAUUUCAGAGAGUUUCCACUGCAACUUGAGUGAGUUGAUCGUCCAAAAUGUCUCGAUUACCGGGAGGAGGUGGGCAGCGGCACGUCGAGUAUAACCUACCGGGCUCAUGCUCUUCCAGCUCGGUAGGGCUUCAGUCUAUCAGCCUGCCUGCGGGCAACUUGCCGCACUCCCAGUCAUGGACGGUGGUGCCGGAGUUUAAUAUGUCACUCAGACAACAGAGAGUCUUGGAUCCCUUCGAGACCUGGAAAUAUGACGUCAAAACACAAAUUUCACAGAUGGCUGAUAAAUUGCAAGAAUCAUUGGAUCAACACCCAGACCCCUCCACAAGACAACUCGGUCUGGAUCUGACAUCACAGACAAGGGAACCUGACUUUGAGAGAAGGAAAGCUGAACACAUGAAGAGGCAGACUAGAACAAUCACCAACUCACUUGCUUAUGGUCUCGGAAGAAAAUAGUCUGGCAUCCUGUUGAUGGGUUUGAUAUCAUCGUGUCAAGUUCAGGUUCCAGACACUGAGUAAGGGUGAGAAUGGAGAAACCAGAAGCGAUAAACUCCUUUAUUGGUCGAAUCAAUUGAAGAUCUUUAGUGAACAAGGAAGCUUGUUGAUUGGUUGGCCCUUCCCCUUCUCCUUCAAUACCAUGACCGGUACAAGCUGGAGUA